AUGGAUGCCAGAGCGCUAAAAGAAGGUGCACUUCUUCGGUAUAAGGGUGGAUUAUUUGGUAAAAAAUGGAAGGAGUGUUAUGUGGUUCUUUACAGUGAUUCUACGUUAUGUUGGUAUGACCGAAAAGGAGACUCAAGUCCUGCGGGAUCAGUACUUCUGAAGGAUGUCGUCCCCUACGUUUGUAUUGGUCUUCUUUGCGAUAGGAUGCCAGUACAGCGACCAAAGCUGCCGCAGGGGUUCUCUGUACAUCAUCUCGUCGGUAUUGGGCUGGAUCCCAGAGCGAGCAAAGUCUACUGGUUUUUGUUCUCCUCAGAUUCGCAUUUAGAGUCUUGGUUCACUGAAAUAGCGAAGACGUUACCGAAGCCAAAUUUACCACCAAAUAAUGUACCGCAGCAGUAUCCCACUAAUGAUCAGAACAGAUCACCUGUAUACAACCCGCCACCUGUUUAUCCGGCAGCUCCUCCACCGGUUACUGGAACUUACCCGUCAAGUAAUCCAGCCCCUCCUUAUCAGACAGGUUAUCCCGGUCAACCACCACCUGUGCCUUACAGUGUUGCGCCAGGUGGCUACUCUAAUCCUGGACCCGGUCAUACAACUGUUAUAGUACAGGAACGCGGCGGUGGUUACGGAGGCUACAGUGGCGGUAGAAGCAGCGGACCUGGCUUUGGCUCCGGUUUGGGAACAGGUCUAUUGAUGGGCAGUUUGAUGGGUUAUGGACUUGGAAGCUUUUGGGGAGGUGGUUUUCAUAGUUUCGGACAUGGCUGCGGCGGUUAUCCGGUAGGGGGCGGUGGAUUUGGAGGCGGUUACAUUCAGGAUAAUGAUACGUAUAUAACGAAUAAUUAUUACGGCGGAAACACUAAUAAUUCGAUUGAAAACAAUGAAAGUACAAGUGUUACCGACACGAACAAUACCCAUUAUCCUAGCGGCCAAGAUGAUGUUGUUGGGAACGACGACUAUACUGGUGGAUAUGAUUUUGGUGAUGGAGACAGAUAUGGAGCAGAUGUGUUAGGAGGGGACUACGGAGGUGACAAUUUUGGUGAUACAGAUUUUGGUGGUGGCGAUUAUGGCGGAGACCUUGGUGGUGGCGACAUGUUUGGAGGGGGAGAUUUUUAG
Messenger RNA from Enterobius vermicularis (human pinworm), 1113 nucleotides. Lineage: Eukaryota; Metazoa; Nematoda; Chromadorea; Rhabditida; Oxyuridae. The record is from the annotation of a GenBank genome assembly.